AUGAGCAAAUUACACGAAUACAGCAAGGCGUUAAUGCUGACAUCAGUGACGCUCUCUGCAAUGGCCAUUGAGUGGCUCUACUUUGGUUUCCCAUCCACGCUACUGAUUUACUUGACGCUGAUACUGAUAACCGUACCGUUAUACAUACUCAUACAGUUGCUUACAUUCAGUAAAGUAAAAGGUUCACGUCCUCGAGUGGUGACUCUGGUGUUCACCACGCUCACUUUCCUUUACCUGAUAACACAGCCAACAUAUCCCCUAAGCGGGCCAGGUUCCGAGCUGAAUGAGCAACAUCCGGCAAACAACAGCACAUCUACGUAUUUCUUCAGUGCCAACUUCUACAACAGCCAGGAUAUUCUACCUGCUUUCUUCGACCAAUUCCUCCAACUAUCUGACUACCUUGGCCGCGAUAAUGUGUAUAUAAGCAUCUACGAGUCGAAUAGCCAUGACAAUACAAAGGAUCUUCUACACCACUUUGACGAUGCUCUCACACGCCUGAGCAUACCACACACAGUGAUCACAGACGACUCCACCCAGAAACCUUUCUUUGUCGGCAAUGAGAGAAUAAAUUAUCUCGCAAGCGUGCGCAAUCUAACUCUCGCCCCCCUCACAAGACAGCUCGACGAGCGUUUCAACCACUUCGACAAGAUUGUCUUUCUCAACGACGUCUUCUACGACUGGUUCAGCGUAGUACGGCUGCUCAACACGCGCAACGGGGCAUAUGACCAGGUAUGCGCGUUUGACUAUUUCAAAAUAGGGCUGUACGAUACAUGGGUAACGCGCGACACAUGUAGUAGACGGACGAAAGUGGUGUGGCCAUACUACCAGGAUGCCCACUCGAUAGAUCUCCUCCGUCGAGGCGAGCCUAUACCUGUGAAUAGCUGCUGGAAUGGCAUCACGGCUUUCGACGCAAGUUGGUUUGUUGACCGCAGUGGCGAUAGUGACCCUAUCCGGUUCAGAGUGCUCGAUGAGUGCGUUACUUCGGAAUGCCUCCUGUCUAGCUACGACAUCCACCGCAAGUCUCACAAGCAACCUGAGAUAUACAUGAAUCCAUUAGUACCGACUGCAUACGAGAAACCAGUAUUUCAACUUCGUUCUAGACUCUUCAAUCUCUCGCUAGCACGCCCUUACCUAACCUACCGCUACUGGUUCGAAGAGAGACUCUUUGGUUGGCUGACUGCAUUGGGUAGAAAGGAGGAAGAGUGUGCAGCAUGGCUCGAUGAAUGGAAGACAGGAAAUUGCACAUAUGAAUAG
Messenger RNA from Wallemia ichthyophaga EXF-994, 1254 nucleotides. RefSeq lists its product as uncharacterized. The record is from RefSeq and is a predicted model, not a curated record. The transcript has 2 exons. NCBI's taxonomy places the organism in Eukaryota, Fungi, Basidiomycota, Wallemiomycetes, Wallemiales, Wallemiaceae. Bases 1 to 1254 code for a protein of 417 amino acids.